Rubroshorea leprosula is the source of this 1215-nucleotide messenger RNA. NCBI's taxonomy places the organism in Eukaryota, Viridiplantae, Streptophyta, Magnoliopsida, Malvales, Dipterocarpaceae. The record is from the annotation of a GenBank genome assembly.
ACACAAGCUCUACAUCAAAUCUAAAAAAGAAAACAAACACCCACAGAAAAAUAAAAACAAGCACAGUGAAUUUUUAAAAGAAAAACAGAUCAUGAUUUGAUGGGAGGAAUCCCGCCCACGAGAUCAAGCUCCCACCAUCUCCUUCACCAUUUUCCUAAAAAAAUUCCUCUGUUUAGAGUUAUACCUAAUGAUGACAACCCUCGAAGAUGGAAUCUCUCUUGAAACUCGACGAUCUCCUUUCUCAAACACCGUCUCCUUCCAACAGAAAACCCCUCUUUUUUCUCCGCCGUCGACACCAGACUUCAAGCCAAAAUAACACCCCCCCCAUUUCUAACCUUUAAACCCCUAUUUAUAGCCAAGGCAAAGAAACCCUAGAACCUCAUUCUAGAACUCACCACUCUAGGCCUUUAGAAUUUGCCCUUUUUUGGGCCUCUCCGAUCUUUACCUUUUUACAAAAAUCUGUGAAAUGCAUUUGGGCCUUAAUCUACGCCAAAUUCAUCCUGUCAUCACCCACUCGUGAUCUGUAGCUAGCAUAGAUUUGGUCUGCAGAUCUGUUUCAGUUGGAUGAAGAUUGAGAUUUCGCCGAAUCGCUGCAUCCUCGUGUGAUGAGCACCGCUGUCGCAAAUUGACAGAUCUAGCUUCAAUUGCUCCUGUUCUGCUGUUCACUCGUCGACGUAAUGACCACCACCAUCACCGACCUGCAGAUUCGGGCGUAUCUUCCCUGUGUUUGACAUUCACUCGCCUCUGGUCUUCUUCGGUAGCCAUGAAUCAACUACAGAUUGAAAAGAAGAACGCAAAACAUGGAAUGGAGGGGUGGGAUAGCAGAUGAGGGAAGAGGUGGAGGUUUGGUGCUUAUCGAAGGGUUUGGAAGAGAAAGCCAACGGUAAUGACCCGAGGAAGAGCAAGAGGGAUGGCUGCUGGCUGUUGUGAGGGAAGAGGAAAUCGGGGAAGAGAAAAUGAAAAAGAUUGAUGAGAUGAAAAUCUAUGGUGAUCGGACAAAGGAAGCCAGCUACUGGUCGGUUGAAGAAGAUUUUUGCUUGACCAAAAAAGUUAGUCUGAAAUAGGAAGUUUUCUAGUAGUGGGUUCUCAUGAGAUUUUUAAUGGGUGUUGGUGUUGGUUCUUAGGGUUGGUGAGGAUAAGGGUUGGUUUUCAUGGGAUUCUUGUUGGGUAUUAAUAUUAGAUGAAGGAUUAGAUGAAUGAAACACGAAACUUUAG